CGGUUUAUGCGCAUGCGUGGUCAGUGCAUCCUGUUUUAUUACAUUUUUUUCCAGGCGAAAAUGGCUGCCUCUCUCAUCUAAAUCUCUGCUGAAAGGAUUAAAUGAGCGUGAAAUAGGUAGCCGAAAUCAAAGUCCCUCUUCAACACAACACUCAUGGACGCCAGGGCGUAGUUUGUGCAGCGGCUUCACAAAGAUGUGUGGCUGCCAGAGGAGGAAAAGGUAUGCGAUCCGAAAUUAACCCUUUCCAUCUAACAUCCACCAACAAAUAAGAUAAUGAUGCAUCAAGUGAAUAGCAGCAACAGUGACUUUUGUAUGAGUGAACUGGCAGAAGACUGUCAUCCAGCCAGCCACUUUGAUUUAUGUAGCACACAAUCCAAAUUCUACCCUUCUCCGACUGCUCCUGGUCUGCCGCUGUCCCUUGCCAGCCUAGCCCCUUUGCCACAGGGCAUGCACAAGGCCAUGGUAUGUCAAAUGCAAGACACCCAGAAUGACUUCCAGCCUCAGACGGUGAGAAUCAGGGGCGGUGAGGCUGCAGGGCCUGAUGGCUCUAAGAAGAAGAAGGGCAUAGCGAAGUCGGGCCGGAGAGGAAGGCCAUCAGGGACCACAAAGUCAGCCGGUUACCGUACAAGUACUGGGCGUCCACUUGGGACAACUAGGGCAGCUGGAUUCAAAACCAGCCCAGGGAGGCCCCUUGGUACCACCAAAGCAGCCGGAUAUAAGGUCAGCCCCGGCAGGCCCCCCGGCAGCAUCAAGAGUCUAGCUCGGCUCAAGAAGCUGGAGUUUGGUUGCGACGGUGCCAAGAAACUUGACUUUAGCAACUGUAGUGUUCCCAAGAAACUAGACUUCACUGGCUGUGAUGUUCCACCUUUUCCAUACGCAAUGAUGGAGAAAAGACCCCUCUGUGAGCCCAGUGCCAAGGUGGCUGAAAGCAGCGAAUAGUUCUCCAGUUGUAGAAAAACAUUUCAGUGCAUGAGCAAGAAGAUGCUUAGGAAAACAUUUCUCCCAAAUGUCGGGGGGGGGCAAGAACCUUUUGCCAUUUAGAAAAUGGCUCUGAUUGAGUGUUUGUACAGUGUUUGACAUUGUCUUCAUCCUCUCAUAAUAAAUGACUGAAUUAGUAGUAUGUUAUUACAGUUGGGCAGAGAUGCAUGCAUGACUUUAUCACGCCAAUCGGUAUAUGCAAAAAAUGUAUUCAUCAUUUUGUUGUCAAACCUCACUAGAGAGUGAAUCUUUUUACCUUCAAGCAUUUCGUACCUAAUAGGACUUUUCUUUUUUUUCUGCUUUAACAUUUCUAUGGCAGGGUUCUUGUGAUAUUUUCUACAUUUAUAAAAAGUCCUUUUUAGUACAAAUGAUGUAUAGUUGUCCUUUCCGUGUUGUCCAGUUCAAUAUGCGUUUCAUUUUGUGAUAUCCUGCAUCAUUCCUAUAACGGGGUACACUGCGCUACAGUUUGAAUUAGCUUGAACUGGUAAAACUCAAUACCUGAUAUCCUUUUGAACACAAUAUUUUUUAUUUCUGCACUUAGUGAAUAUAGUUUUGAUUAUGUAUUGUAACAGCCUGUUUUCAAAUUCCCUAGAUAGGCAGAUUGACAUGUAUGUUGUUACGCUGUUUAUUAUGAAAAAAAUAAUUAAACAAAAAAUGCUUUGUGGUUUAUGUAAUAAAUGCUACUGUGCUGUUUGUGAAACCAAAAUAAAACAAAGAAAUUGUCUUUU
Etheostoma cragini (Arkansas darter) is the source of this 1706-nucleotide messenger RNA. RefSeq names its product UPF0461 protein C5orf24 homolog. The record is from RefSeq and is a predicted model, not a curated record. NCBI's taxonomy places the organism in Eukaryota, Metazoa, Chordata, Actinopteri, Perciformes, Percidae. The transcript has 2 exons. Bases 274 to 939 code for a protein of 221 amino acids.